This is a messenger RNA of Malania oleifera, 1061 nucleotides long. RefSeq lists its product as uncharacterized. The coding region runs from base 203 to 775 and encodes 190 amino acids. The transcript is spliced from 7 exons. The record is from RefSeq and is a predicted model, not a curated record. Lineage: Eukaryota; Viridiplantae; Streptophyta; Magnoliopsida; Santalales; Ximeniaceae.
CUCGUAUCAUCUAAAAUAAAUAAAUAAUAAAAUAGUGAUGUGGUUAGGGAAAAACUUGAUGUGAUGCUUCGCCGCCUUGUGGUCUUCCGCCAGCAUCAGCUGCCUGCGCUCUCCCCUGUUUCUUUGCAAUCACGCAGCGAAGGAAGUUUUCCGGCAGCAACCGAAGGAGAAGGAAGUUGAAUUGAAAGGGCUCAAAGCAAUCAUGACAAGGAGAAGCAAAGGUUCUAAAAAGUUUUUCAAUGCCCCAAAGCUUAGGCAUGUUCUUGAAAAACAAAAUUGCUAUGAAGGAGAGAGACUCGCUUGGCUGCUUAAAUUAAUUAAGAGGGAGGUUGAAACAGUGAGACAGUCGGAUGCAACUCUGCCUGAAAAAUUUUGGCUCAAGCAACAAUUCUCAAUAGGAGUAAAUGAUGUCACUCGUGUUCUUGAACGGAUGGCACCAAGUGCUGAGAUGGGAAGCCAUGCUCAACGCCCUCCUGAAAACCAUUCUGAUCACAAAAUAUCUACGGUUCAACUUCAGGCUGUGCUAUUGGCUUCUGAUUGCAAACCUAGGUGGCUGACUGAACAUCUUCCGAGCUUGACCUCUUCAAGAAAUGUUCCACUGAUCUUUGUCAAAGAUAACAAAGCAGGUUCUUUAAGAUUGGGGGAGCUUGUUAAACUCAAAACGGCAAUUGCCAUUGGUAUAAAGGCAAGAGGCAGCUCCAUCAAUCGUCUUAUUGAAGACAUUGUUCAUGGCAAUGUUACAGAUUUUGAAACUGAACGCCUGGAGGUCCACUGACAUGCUGUGUCAGCUGUCCUCGUGUAACAACAAUGGAAUACUCCAAGCAUGAAAGAAGAGUCACCUUGUUUGGAAGCCCAAAUUUCAGGCAUUAAAUUUAAAUUUGUGUAAAUUUAGACAAAAUAGCGUAAAAUGUAUUAUUAGUUUUAUGCAAGUCAAUACAAAUUUAUAUUUUAGGCCAAAAAUCCAUGUUCUCGAGUACAACCUUUACAUUAUGUUUGGAGAGAGCUUUGAUUUGAUAAAAUGUAAUAUAUAAUUAUAUUGAAAUUUGUCCAAUUCAUCCAAA